Molecule: messenger RNA, 429 nt
Organism: Diatraea saccharalis (sugarcane borer)
Lineage: Eukaryota; Metazoa; Arthropoda; Insecta; Lepidoptera; Crambidae
Source: the annotation of a GenBank genome assembly
AUGCCUGAAAAAGUUAAAACAGAACAUCUUAAAGAUAUUCUUAGUAAAGUUGCCAAAUUUAAGAGACUAGAAUUUUGCCCGUUUGAAAAUGUAACGAUGUGUGAAAAAAGCGAUUACAAAAAGAUCGUUAGCGAGAUAAUAAUAAAUGCCGUUGCCAAUGUCACGGACGAAGAUGAAGCAAAAAAGAAUCUGCGUAAUGAUUUAAACUUUUUCUCUUGGUUGUUGGAUAAUAAGAAAGAAACAAAUGAAAACGAAGACCAUAUAGAAUCAUCAGAGUCAGUGUCAAUUGAAGAUUUCAAUGAUUCAGUGGAACAAAUGAAUAAUAAGCAAUUAAUAUUAUCUAAUAUAAAUUCACCUGAUACCCUAUUGAUCACUAAUAAGGCUAAACCUAAGGCCAUGUUACAACUCAAAUAUACAAUAUUUAAAUAA